Messenger RNA from Paecilomyces variotii, 1756 nucleotides. RefSeq names its product Alpha/Beta hydrolase protein. The record is from RefSeq and is a predicted model, not a curated record. The transcript is spliced from 4 exons. Gene Ontology annotation, molecular function: serine-type carboxypeptidase activity. Gene Ontology annotation, biological process: proteolysis. Gene Ontology annotation, cellular component: fungal-type vacuole. NCBI's taxonomy places the organism in Eukaryota, Fungi, Ascomycota, Eurotiomycetes, Eurotiales, Thermoascaceae. The coding region runs from base 80 to 1597 and encodes 505 amino acids.
CUGAGCGUCAAAUUUAUUUAUUAUUCUGCUCUUCAUCGAUAUCAAAACUUUCUGUAUUCGGCUGUUGUGCGUAGGAACAAUGCGCUCAUCUAGUCUCCUACUCCCACUGGGGGCUGCGUUGGCAGUGUCCCAGCAGACAAUCCUACGAUCAGAUCUGGAUACGCAGAUCGACUCCUCGUUCCAGAUCUAUCGGAGCGAUCUUUCCCCGCACCAUUCCCUCCGCAUCAAGAGCCAAAAUGCAACGCUCUGCAACACCACCGUGAACCAAUACACGGGGUGGUUGGAUAAUGGACACAAACAUCUAUUCUUCUGGUACUUCGAGAGCGAGAAUAAGAAUUCUACUGCUGCACAGGAUGAACAACCUCUUAUGCUUUGGCAGAAUGGUGGUCCUGGAGCCUCGAGUAUACUCGGGUUACUGCAAGAGCUUGGCCCUUGUCUAAUUAAUGAAUAUGGGAAUAGAACCGUCAUGAAUCCAUAUUCUUGGAACAAGGAAACUGCGUUAUUGUUUGUUGACCAGCCAGUUGGAGUGGGAUUUUCGUACUAUGAUGGCGAUUCUCUGGAAGAGCAGCCUGGAGACUCCUACGCCAGUGCCGCCGAUAUGUAUAUUUUCCUCCAGAUGUUCGUGAGCCAGGUGUUUCCUGUGCAUCGCAAUGGCCCAAUCACUUUAACGGGUGAGAGCUAUGGUGGUCACUAUGUUCCCACUCUGGGGGCUGAGAUCGUCCGUCAGAACAGUCUUCACCCCACUCGUCCACAUGUGAACUUGAAAUCCAUCGCUGUCGGCAACCCUCUUGUCAGCGAUGCAGAUAGAGCAUUCGGGUACUGGGAGACGUUAUGUACGACGAAUCCGGGCGUCUCAGAACCUGUGUUUAAUGAGACACGAUGCGAUAUCAUGGCGGAAAAUCUCCCUCGCUGCCUGGAAGUCAUCAAGACAUGCAAUACGUUCCCGGACCCGGCGAUCUGCGAGGCAGCUAGUACGGUCUGCUGGGACGGCGUGAUUGGCCAUUAUGAUAGUGAAGCUGACGGUCUGCCGGGAAGUCGCAAUCGUUUUGAUAUAACUCGACCAUGCGAGAGUGCCGUGUUCUGCUACACCAAAAGUGCCCUUAUCAACGACUACCUAAACUCACCAGCACCGUGGUCUGCACUCAGCGUACCCGCCGCUGUUAAGAACUACACCAUCAACUCUGACGACGUGUAUGGCCGAUUCAAAGCCACAAGUGACAUCACGCUUGCUACGGUCUCUUCCGUGCAGUACCUCCUACAAAACCAGAUCGACGUCCUGAUCUACUCCGGCAAUCUGGACUUGGCCUGUAACACGGCCAGUUCGAAGCGAUGGAUGGACGCCAUGCCGUGGAAAGGUCAAGCGGCGUUCGCAUCAAAGAGCCUUACUCCAUGGACGAGCGUUGUUGGAGGAAAGAAAGUGAAAGCCGGAACGUUCAAGGAAGUUAACAUUAAGAUCGGAGCUGCUGGUUCAAAUUCGAACACUACGAGGUUCGCACUUGUUACGAUCGAUGGAUCAGGACAUAUGGUUCCCCAGGAUCAACCAGAAAUCGCAUUAGAUAUGAUCAGCAGAUGGCUCUCGCGGGCAUCAUUUGCCUGAAGAGAAAGCUAACGCAGAUACUAUAUUCAAUUUCCAACGAGGAGAUAAUGAAAUCGUUGCUUCCAUAGCUUAGAUAUACACGUGGUCUGCUGCAUAUAUAGACAAAUCAUUUACCACAUGCUGCUAAAAUGAGCCUCGCUUCAGAUAUACUACUAGGGC